AAGCGGAAUCGCUGCCUUGAAGCACCAAUAGCAGCGCAGAACGCAGAGUUUCGCGCGGAAUUCGGUUCUUCUAGUCUGACGUACUGUUCGCGGGAAAAAAAUCCCACCAGAUAGCAACAGGAGAAGAAAAGAGACCACCGGUUAACGAUCGGGCGCAGUUAUUAGUGUGUAUAUCAGCUCGGCUGCCGUUGGAGUAUGAGGAUGUUUUUCCGCUCUAUUGUUGACAGAGGGGUGGGCAGACGGAGGCUGAAUGCAUUCCCUGCAGAUCCUAGUUCCAGGAUCCCUUUGAGCUCACUGCUGGGUGGCUACCAGUGCGUCCGGCACGACGAGCACAUCUCGUACGGGAACGCGGGUGACUCAGUGCCACCGUUUGGGCUGACCUUCUCCUGUGCUGGAGACAUGCACAAUGUCCUCGCAGCAGCUAAUGAAGAAGGCAUUGUUAGGAUCUAUGACACAGAGAGUCGUGAAAACCCUCUUCUUAAAGAAUGGCUGGCUCACGAGAACGCUGUCUUUGACAUCGCGUGGGUGCCGGGGGAGCCUCAGCUGGUGACGGCUGCAGGGGAUCAGAUGGCCAGGCUGUGGGACGUGAAGUCUGGGGAACCGUUAGGAAGCUUUAAAGGCCACCUUUGCAGCCUUAAGUCGGUUGCAUUCGCACCAGAAGAGAAAGCUGUUUUCUCCACUGGGGGCAGAGAUGGAAAUAUUAUGGUCUGGGAUAUCAGGUGCAGCCAGAAAGAUGGUUUUUACAGGCAGGUGAAUCAGAUCCGUGGCGCUCACAACAAAUCUGAGACAAACCUUCCCUCCAAAACGAAGAAAAGACGGAGCUCCAUGCGUGGUAUGGCUCCUAGCGUGGAUACCCAGCAGAGUGUAACAGUGGUUUUGUUUCGCGAUCAGCACACCCUCAUCUCCUCGGGUGCUGUUGACGGGGUUAUAAAGAUGUGGGAUUUGAGGAAGAACUACACGGUAUACCGUCAUGACCCUGUGCCUAUGCAGACCUAUCCAUAUGCAGGCUCUUCCACUCGGAUGAGACUGGGAUAUUCUGGACUUGUUCUAGACUCCUUCAAGUCCAAUAUCAUGUGUAACUGCACAGAUGACAGCAUUUACAUGUUCAACGUCUGUGGAAUAAAGACAACUCCAGUGGCAGUUUUCAGUGGACACCAGAACUCCUCAUUCUAUGUCAAAUCCACGAUCAGCCCCGAUGACCAGUUCUUGGCCAGCGGGUCCAGUGACAAUCACACGUACAUUUGGAAGAUUUCCGAUCCUCAACAUCCUCCCAUGAUGCUCCAGGGUCACAAUGAGGAAGUGACCUCUGUCGCGUGGUGUCCGACAGAUUUCACUAAAAUUGCUUCCUGCUCCGAUGAUCACACUAUACGGAUCUGGAGGCUUCACCGGGAAACGGAUGGAGCGCAGUCAUCAGUGGGUGAAGCCAACCUUGUAGGCUGGGCAUGUCCCAAAUCUCCCACAAUUCCUAUAGUCAGAGCUUCAACACCCCCUGCGAAGACCCAGAGGACGCAGAGUCUUGGUGGCCUCACCUCGCCCCAGCUUGCUUUCUGUGCCUCUAACGGAGCUGCCCUGCCUCUCCCUUCCAACACCACAUCCACGAACCGCCCCAUCCCAGUUCCCGUUCAUCAGAUAACUCCAACUUCUAUCCGGCAGUGGCUAUCUUCAACCCAUGAAUCUCAAAGUCGGGUGCUGAGACCGUGUCCUCUGAGCCCAGUGAGCAGCUCCUCUCCUACAGAGAGACGGGCCAGACGCAGGCUGGAAACAGGUGAAAGCUCACCUUCCGGCUGUGAGGACAACGCACAGUGCGAGUCUGUUUCAGAACUCUACCCCGCAGGUAAAAGAAGCCGCGUCCUGUUUGAUGUAUGCUCCCCCUCUCAGGAGAGCUCAGGACAGACAAACUGCCACACAGAGAGCAGCCAAUCAGUUACCUCAAGGCAGGAUGGGAAGGAGAACUGUUCUCCCAGAGCAGGGAACUGGUUGUCAGAAAUGGGAAAAAACAUAAAACAAAGUCGAGGAGGUCCCAGUGCACAUAAGAAACGAGACGGGAAGACACCCACUUCACCAAUGCUCCACUCACCAAAAACCAUGAAAAUCUCCAUGUAUUUUGCAAAACGAAAUCAGGAAUGAUCUGUUUCAACCACAAAGAUGCUGUAGUUUUAUUUUGGGUCUUAUUUUAAUCUGGGUGCACAGAGUUCGAUGACACGGUGAAUUUCUUUAUACUUGGUUACUCGAUUUUGCAGUAAUAUUUAUUCAGUUUACUGUUACCUCCUGCACAGAUAUCUGAUGCCUGAAAACAUGCCAUCAUCUCAGAAAUAAGGUUGCAUGUUGAUAAAUCUGCCAUUUUAUUCCAUUCUAAUAAUUUCAAGAGAUGCUUAAGCUGCUACUAAAAUGGCUCACUUGAUUUGUUUAAACCCUUUUCAAUGGGUUUCUUAUUAAUUUUAAAAUGUUGACCCGUGGAUGUACAUUGCUUUUUUUAACUGCAACGUAAAAUUUUGAUCAAAAUUACACAUGUUCUUUUUUUAUAUGGCCCUCACUAUCUGAAAUCAGUUAAUUCAGAUCUUUAUAAAUUUGUGGGUUAUUAAUGCAUAAGUUUAUCUUCCAUCAGUGUUAGAUGGAUGUUUUUCAGAAAGUUUUUUGUUCCAUUUCUGAACAGAUAUUGUUUAUAUGUACAUAAUAUUCAAAAUCUGUUGCUUGGUUUUUUUGUAUUUAAGUGACACGAUUUUUCAGUAGUCAGAUUUUAUUAAAUUUAAAAACGUU
Messenger RNA from Girardinichthys multiradiatus, 2757 nucleotides. It is a transcript of the gene dtl, whose product is annotated as denticleless E3 ubiquitin protein ligase homolog (Drosophila). Gene Ontology annotation, molecular function: protein binding; protein-macromolecule adaptor activity. Gene Ontology annotation, biological process: mitotic G2 DNA damage checkpoint signaling; proteasome-mediated ubiquitin-dependent protein catabolic process. Bases 196 to 2127 code for a protein of 643 amino acids. The record is from RefSeq and is a predicted model, not a curated record. The transcript has 15 exons. Gene Ontology annotation, cellular component: nucleus. Lineage: Eukaryota; Metazoa; Chordata; Actinopteri; Cyprinodontiformes; Goodeidae.